Knipowitschia caucasica is the source of this 1818-nucleotide messenger RNA. NCBI's taxonomy places the organism in Eukaryota, Metazoa, Chordata, Actinopteri, Gobiiformes, Gobiidae. The record is from the annotation of a GenBank genome assembly.
AUGGAUCCUGGGGGAGAGGUGUCUGUGAGCGAGGCCCCAUCACAGGUGCCCCCCACAGCCAUGGGGGGGGAGGAGGAGGAGCCAGGGGAACAGGAGGAGGAGGAGCCCACUGCACCAAAGAAAUCUCGCCUGGAGGAGGAAAGCCUCAGAGCACCAAUGGAUACAUCAGAGCACUAUGUGGAGCUCAGAGCUGAGAAGCAGGAACCAGAGGACGAGAACUUUAAGGACCAGGAGUUUGAAGAACCAGGUGGUGAUGGUGAUGAUGAUGAUGAGGAAGAUGCAGCAGAGCACUAUGUGGAGCUCAGAGCUGAGAACCUCAAGGACCAGGAGCCUGAAGAACCAGAGGACGAGAACCUCAAGGACCAGGAGCCUGAAGAACCAGAGGACGAGAACCUCAAGGACCAGGAGCCUGAAGAACCAGAGGACGAGAACCUCAAGGACCAGGAGUCUGAAGAACCAGAGGAUGAGAACCUCAAGGACCAGGAGCCUGAAGAACCAGAGGACCAGAACCUCAAGGACCAGGAGCCUGAAGAACCAGAGGACCAGAACCUCAAGGACCAGGAGCCCGAAGAACCAGAGGGUCCUGAGGACGGGGGCCCACAGCGCGAGGCCUUGGAUUUCAGCCACACUCCUCAGAUGUUGACCGGCUCCUGGGCUGAGUUCUCCUCUCUCCCAGAGAACUAUCUGAAAGGCUGUAAAUGGGCUCCUGACGGCUCGUGCCUCCUGACCAGCAGUGCAGAUAACGUGCUACGUGUGUAUGACCUGCCUUCAGAGCUGUACGCCCCCUGCUGGCAGCUGCUGCCGGAGAUGAGCCCAGUGCUGCGUAUGGCCGAGGGAGACACCAUCUACGACUACUGCUGGUACCCCCACAUGAGCUCUCUGGACCCCAACACCUGUUUCCUGGCCAGUACCAGUCGUGAUAACCCGGUGCAUGUGUGGGAUGCGUUUGAUGGUAAGGUUAGAGGAAGCUUCCGACCCUAUAACCAUCUGGACGAGCUGACUGCAGCUCACUCCCUAUGCUUCAGUCCUGAUGGUUCUCAUCUGUACUGCGGCUUCGACAAGAUGGUGCGAGUGUUCCACACAGAGAGACCAGGACGAGACUGUGAGGAGAGGCCUACUAUAGUAAAGAAGCGUGGUGUGACUGGGAUAGUCUCCUGCGUGUCCUUCAGUUCCUCCAGAGCCCUUUACGCCUGUGGAUCUUACUCUUGUGGUGUGGCUCUGUACAGCUGCCAGGACGGGGCACCUGUGGCUGUUCUGCCCACGCGGCACCAGGGGGGGCUCACUCACCUGGUUUUCUCCCCUGAUGGGACCUACCUGUACACCGGAGCACGCAAGGACCCUGAGAUCCUGUGCUGGGACCUGAGGGCCCCUGAUAAAGUGCUGUUCAGUUUGCAGAGGAACGUCGGCACCAACCAACGGAUCUACUACGACCUGGACCCGUCGGGCCGCUACCUGCUGAGUGGGGACACCUCUGGCCUGGUGUCUGUGUGGGACACUACUCACUGCGCCUCCUACAGGAGCUCAGAGGAACUGCAGCCUCCACACCUCACCUUCCAGGCCCACUGGGACUGCACCAACGGACUCAGUGUGCAUCCGUUCCUGCCGCUGCUGGCUUCCUCCAGUGGACAGAGACAGUUCUCGUGGCCGAGCGACAGUGAGGACUCGGGCUCUGACACCGACCUGGGGGCCCCUCAGGAGCGCAGGCAGGAGAACUGUGUGUGCGUGUGGUGGAGCGGGCCCCCAGGAGCCUCAGCCCCGGGGCCCGAGGACACAGAGGACAGAGAACCAGCCGAACAAGAGGUCCCAGUGUGUGUGUAA